Molecule: messenger RNA, 1273 nt
Organism: Brassica oleracea var. oleracea
Lineage: Eukaryota; Viridiplantae; Streptophyta; Magnoliopsida; Brassicales; Brassicaceae
Product: calcium uniporter protein 6, mitochondrial
Exons: 3
Coding region: 193-1083 (296 amino acids)
Biological process (GO): mitochondrial calcium ion homeostasis; calcium import into the mitochondrion
Cellular component (GO): mitochondrial inner membrane; uniplex complex
Molecular function (GO): uniporter activity; calcium channel activity
Source: RefSeq, a predicted model, not a curated record
CAACUUUUUUAGUUUUUUAGUUUUUUAGUUUUUUCCUCCUUUUCUGAUUUCUAAAUUCAAUAAAUAAAGUUAAUGGCUCUUUCAGUUUUUUCAUAAUGUCCGAAUCAUGUGAUCUUUAUGGAGUUUAUAAAAGAGUUUUAGAUUCUUAAUCGAGCGCAGCUCAGAUCUUCGAAAACCGGUUCGUUAAAAAGAAUGUGGUCAAUGGGUUUGAUAAGACGUACGGCAAUGUCCGCCGCGAUCAGAGCUUCUUCACAGAGGACGUCGAUGCUUGGCGGCGGUGGAUUAAGAAGCUUCACCGACAAAACUUCGACGGAGAACGAGGAGGAAAUGAGGAAGGACAAGGAGAUCACUAUGGCGGAGGCCAAGAAGCUAAUGAGGUUGGUGAACGUUGAAGACAUGAGGAAAAAGCUUGUCGGCAUGUCUGAAAGAGACGUCGUUCCUUACAGUGCGCUUGUAGAAGCUUCUCAGGGAAUGGGUCUCGCUAGAUCUCCCGACGAAGCUCACGUCUUUGCUCGCGUUCUUGACGACGCCGGAGUCGUCUUGAUCUUCCGCGACAAAGUCUAUCUUCAUCCCGACAAGGUGGUGGAUCUGAUCAGACGAGCGAUGCCUAUGGAUGAAACUCCAGAGGAAGAUCAGAUCAAGGAAGAGUUCAACAAGCUGAGGAACAUGAAGGAAGAGAUCGACGUGUUAGCUCACAGACAAGUGAGGAGGAUUCUUUGGGGCGGUCUGGCUACUGCGAUAGUUCAGAUUGGUCUCUUCGUUAGACUAACUUUCUGGGAGUUCUCGUGGGAUGUGAUGGAGCCAAUCACGUUCUUUGCGACAGCGACUAGCAUCAUCGUGGGAUACGCUUACUUCUUGAUAACUUCGAGAGAUCCGACUUAUCAGGAUUUCAUGAAGAGACUGUUCCUAUCGAGGCAGAGGAAGCUGUUGAAAAGUCAACAUUUCGAUGUGGAGAGGUUUAAGGAACUGGGGAGGAUGUGCAAAACGACGCCGUCCUCGUCUUGUCACGCGGCUGCGACUAUAAGGAACCGUGUUGGGUUAGAACUCGAUCUGGAGGAUUCACUGCAGAGUCGCAAAGACUGAUUUAAACAAACAAACAAAUAAAAAUUACACAAUUUUUCUGUCUUGCAAAAGUGACAAAGGUUUAUCAUCUUUGAUUCUUUGUGUGUGUAUGUUCCGUUUUAUACAUAAGUAACCAUUGACAUUUUUAGUACUGCGAAGAUUGGUUAAACAUAUUAUGGAGUUAGUUAUGAAUCCAACGGGUUAUUCUCAA